CUGCCUUCUUCUCGUCCUCUUACAGACUCUAAUUGACAACUGAUAUUUAUCCAUGCUAAACCAAACUAGCUCUCUAAUGUUCACGACGAGAAACUGUUCAAUAGGAAAGAAUUAUGAUGAUACACAUACAAACAUGUAACGAGCACGUGCGCAGAACGACUUGUAAGUAUCGAUUAUGUGUCGCAGAAAUUAUGCCCUUUACAACUUGAUCUAGAAAUGAGAACCUUUUUUGAAUAAGAGAUCAACAUGGUGUUUAUACGAUUAAAAUAUCUAGUUCGGAAUCUUAUCUGAUGGUCUGGCUCGCGAUGAACAUUGGACUUAGUGGUCCAUUUGCUUCUUCAACAUUUCUUCUUCCACAAUCUUCUAUUCUAUUGCUGAUUGGCUUUGCAGGCUCUUCGAAUCGAAUUGCUGCAUGAAACAGUGGAGAGAGAUUGGGAUAGCGUGGAGCCACGGCCUCAUCCCAAUCCUGCCAAUUCUAUUUGGAAACUCAGAUCCAUGCGAUAAUCUUGAACAUUUAGAGGAACAAGAGUAAAAAAAGCAUGGCUUGCUACUUUAAAUACAUGAUUCUACAUUGCUGGCGUCGCUCAUCUCCAAUCUUUUCUCGUAUUCUUUCGCUUCCUGCUUGACCGGUCAUUUUUAGCGCGACGCCAUUCAGCCUCAAUACUCUCCUUGACGCCCUGUCAAGCUCAGUUUUCCAGGAGACUAAGCAGAGCUUGAGACAAGCCAUGAUGGAUGUUGCCGCACUUGGCGAGUUUGUUAAAUUAUUCAUAGAGGACUGAGAGACCAUCGGUUCUUCUGUUGAUCGAUCUCCUCCUGUACACAGUACGUCGACUCAGACCCAAAAUGCUUAGAUCAACUGUAUUUGGGAUAUUCCUCGCAACUGCUCAUGCAGCGUCCUUUUCGGACUUAUCUGCCCUCCCUUCAUGUGGAGAAACAUGCGUUGUGAAUUCCGUGAACUCUCAAACACAAUGCGCAACCAGCGAUUAUAGCUGUCUAUGUGGGGAUCAGAGUCUCGGAUAUAAUAUUGGAUACUGCCUUGGUUCGACAUGUGAUAGUGCUGAUAUGCAAGCGUCGCUUACUUGGCUCGAAUUUGCUUGUAGCCAACCUUUCGUCAGUAAUACGGGAACAUCAACUGCAACUGCAACAAGUGCAGGAAGCGCUGCGAGUACUGACUCUUUGCUCACUGGCUCCACUUCGGGUAGCUCAGGUGGUAGCAGUGAAGGGUCCAGUGGCGGUAGUUCUGGUAGUAGCUCUUCGUCCUCGUCUUCGAGCUCUUUCAAAAAAAAGAAGGGUGGGCUGUCGUCAGGAGCUAAAGGCGGUAUUGGUGCUGGUGUAGCAGUUCUAGCCGUCUUACUAAUAUUGGCCUCCGUGCUAAUCUGGUGGAUGAAACGGAGAAAAACUAGGAAGACACCAGAAGUGGAGAACCCAGCUCCUGCACCAGUACAGGCCAUACCACCUCCAGUACAAGCAUCAGACGAAAAAGUCCAGGUUCAGACAAACGUACAGCAAUACUAUCCUCCUACACAGCAAGCGUAUGUACAAACACCAACGCAACCUCCUGUCCAGGGACCUACGUACACUCAACCUGCACCGCCUUACGAUCAAGCACCACCACCACCAGUAUCGCCCAUGAGUACAUACGCGCAACCCGUACCACCUCAAUCAUACGCUGUGCCAUCACCACAACCAACAGCACCAGAGCUUCCGGGCACAUUCUAUAUGGCUCAUGCAUCGGCACAACCCUAUCAACAAGGUCAGCAGCCUGCAAUGCAGCCGCCUCAGUCGUUGUAUGAAGCCCCUGUGCAGAUUGCUCCGCCGCAAGGAAAUGUUUAUGAGGUUCCUGCAAACCAAGUGCCUAGAUAGCGGCGGCUGUUUGGGGCAACCAAUGAUUACGAAGUAGUUAACGGACAUGUCCUGACUUUUGUAUAUUAAUAACUAAAUUUAAUUGAUUCAUUAUUUCAAUAAAGAAGUAUUCCUCAUAAGUCAAUAUUG
Molecule: messenger RNA, 1992 nt
Organism: Verruconis gallopava
Lineage: Eukaryota; Fungi; Ascomycota; Dothideomycetes; Venturiales; Sympoventuriaceae
Exons: 3
Coding region: 844-1863 (339 amino acids)
Source: RefSeq, a predicted model, not a curated record